GAUCCAACACUCUGUUAUGACUCAGUGGACGAAGUAAAUGUGUCGGCGUGUCACAUAAAUAAAGACGUGUCAAUAUUCAUUUUUCAAUAAAAAAAAGGAAGGGGAUUACAUUUGCUGGUAACCUUGGCGAAAAGUACUGAGCAAGAUGAUUACUGACAUUCAACUCGCAAUAUUCUCCAAUAUUCUUGGAGUCACACUGUUUUUCCUCGUAUUUCUAUUCCACUAUAUAAAUGCUAAUUACGGAAAAUAAGAAGUGUCCAUGAUAUCCAUGCAAAAAAAAUUCAGGAGCCGAAACUACUCACCCAAAUGACAACGCAGGAGACUUUUUAUCACGUUUGUAACUACUCGUGUUCUAGAAGUUGAAAGAGAAUUAUUACAUUGUAUACUAUGAUGCGACAAUUCCUGGAAUAAAUUUUAAUUUCUAUGUA
Messenger RNA from Fopius arisanus, 428 nucleotides. Its product is annotated as dolichyl-diphosphooligosaccharide--protein glycosyltransferase subunit 4. The transcript has 2 exons. The record is from RefSeq and is a predicted model, not a curated record. Lineage: Eukaryota; Metazoa; Arthropoda; Insecta; Hymenoptera; Braconidae. Bases 146 to 250 code for a protein of 34 amino acids.